AUGGCGUCGAUAAGCACGGCGAAGAAGGAAAUGAGGCGCAGGAUCAAGAAGAUCCUCGCGGGCGUCUCUGCAGACUCAGUCGCAUCUCAGUCCUCUCUUGCCACUGAACGGCUGCUCGCGCUGCCCGAGUACCAGGCGGCGCGGCGGGUCAGCGUCUACCUGUCGAUGCCGGCGGGCGAGAUGAUGACGGCAGCCAUCGUGCGGGACGCCUUUAGGCGCGGGAAGCAGGUGUUUGUGCCGUACAUCUACAAGCUCGCAGGCAGUGCUGAAACGAAGCCGUCGUCGAUCAUGGAAAUGCUGGCCCUGCGCUCGAUCGAGGAUUACGAGUCUCUACAGCCCGACGGAUGGGGGAUUCCUACGCUGGACGCCAGCUCGCUCGCCGGCAGGGAGAACUGUCUGGGAGGAGACGGCUUACUGGGCGAAGACGGCGCCCUGCACGGUGACGACUGCGGCCUGGACUUCAUUGUCGUGCCGGGCAUGGCCUUUGACGACGGCAGACGGAGACUGGGACAUGGAAAGGGGUAUUAUGACCGUUUUAUCAACAGAUAUCGGAGCAGCGCGGGAAAGGGGAAGAUGCCAUAUCUCGCCGCCUUCUGUCUAGCCGAGCAGGUCCUGCAGCCUCCAGAAGAGGUGCCGGUGGGAGAGUACGACAACCUCGUCGAUAGCCUGGUCGUAGGUGAUGGACGAGUCGUGAGAAGCUGA
Molecule: messenger RNA, 702 nt
Organism: Nannizzia gypsea CBS 118893
Lineage: Eukaryota; Fungi; Ascomycota; Eurotiomycetes; Onygenales; Arthrodermataceae
Product: 5-formyltetrahydrofolate cyclo-ligase
Exons: 3
Coding region: 1-702 (233 amino acids)
Biological process (GO): folic acid-containing compound biosynthetic process; tetrahydrofolate interconversion
Cellular component (GO): mitochondrion
Molecular function (GO): 5-formyltetrahydrofolate cyclo-ligase activity
Source: RefSeq, a predicted model, not a curated record